Molecule: messenger RNA, 3073 nt
Organism: Brassicogethes aeneus
Lineage: Eukaryota; Metazoa; Arthropoda; Insecta; Coleoptera; Nitidulidae
Source: the annotation of a GenBank genome assembly
CGGAGUUUUCAGUCCGGCACCGCUUUCAACUGAUACCAAGCAACAUGCUUUAGCUGCAUAAAGCGCUCAAAACAAACUUUUCAAAAGUUUGCAAACUCACCUCUCGUCCUGCUACAUUAAAAACCACCAACAAAAUGGCACUAAUCGUGCGUAAAACUUAGACUCAAACCGAAAAAAAAAUUGUGGCAUGCAGACUAUUUUGAUAUUUGUGAUCACGGUUUGCGUGAAGAGCGAGAACUUGGACCCGGACCGCAAACUGUUACGCAUCAAUGGAGACGUCAUACUCGGAGGAAUUUUUCCGAUGCACGAGCAAGUCAGCGGACGCUCGGACCCGCCGUGCGGGGCCGUCAAAGAGGAAAAAGGGAUGCAGCGCCUCGAGGCGAUGCUCUAUGCCAUCGACGAAAUUAACAACGAUUCCGAACUUUUGCCCAACAUCACUCUUGGAGCGCUCGUCAUCGACUCUUGCAGCAGCGAUACCUACGCGCUAGAGCAAUCCAUGGAGUUUGUACGCUCCUAUAUGAACCAGGAUAUGUCUGAAUAUAAAUGUGAGAGCGGCAACCCUCCGGUCUAUGUGCCGCACAAAUCUGUAACAGCUGUUAUUGGCGCUUCCUUCAGCGUCGUGUCCAUCAUGGUAGCCAACAUACUUCGCUUAUUUCAGAUACCUCAAAUAAGUUAUGCCUCAACUAGUACAGAGCUUUCAGACAAAUCCAGAUUCGAAUACUUUAGCCGAGUGGUACCCCCUGACAACUUUCAAGCUCAAGCCAUGGUCGAAAUUAUCAGAGAACUUGGAUGGAAAUAUGUUUCGACUGUUGCAGUAGAAGGCGACUAUGGAGAACGCGGUAUUGCUUCAUUCAUUUCAUCCUCAAUCGACGCGGGGAUUUGUAUUGCUGUGACUGAAAAAAUCCUAAGGAACUCCAGAAUCGAGGAUUUCGACAGGAUCAUCGAGAGAUUGCUGCAGAAAACUGCCAGAGCGGUGGUUUUAUUUGUCGACGAGGAUAACACAAGGAAACUUUUGCAAGCCACUAUUCGCGCCAACAAAACCGGCCACUUCCUUUGGAUCGGCAGCGACUCCUGGGGAGCCAAAGUUCAUCCAGUCAGAGAUCAAGAAUUUGCUGCAGAAGGCGCCAUCACCAUCCUUCCCCAUCGUAAUGCCAUCAAAGAUUUCGACGAUUACUAUCGCUCGCUACGACCGCGAAUGGAGAGCGACCCGUGCAAUGCGAGCUCUGGCACCAACAUGCAACAUUUCGGCAACUCGUCGCUCGUUAUCAAUUGCAGAAAUGGAUGGUUCCGCGAAUUCUGGAGUCAGCAUAACAAAUGCACCUUUGAUAAUCAGUCGGAGAGGAAAUGUACUGGACAAGAGAUUAUUUCCGACUAUGAGCAAGAGGGCCUCGUCCCGUUUGUCGUUGACGCCGUGUACGCUGCAGCACAUGCCAUCCACAAUAUCAUAGCUGAUAAGUGUGGAAUUGAUCCGUUUUAUUUUUGCGACAAACUCCGGCCAGGACCCAAAGGCACCGAAAUGCUCAAAUAUCUGAGAAACGUAUCCUUCAUAGGAAGGCAAAAUACAGAGGUGAAGUUCAACAUCGACGGAGAUGCUUUUGGAAGUUAUAAUAUUUAUCAAUACCAAAGAAACCUCGAAGGAAGAUAUGAUUACGUACAAAUCGGUUCUUGGAAGGAAGCGUUGGAUUUAAAUCUUAGCAGGAUACAGUGGAAUGAAAGUGACGAAAUGCCCAAAUCAAUUUGCAGUGAUCCUUGCCCUUCAGGACACAUUAGAAACUAUCAGGAUCAAUGUUGCUGGGUGUGCGUGUCCUGUAGAGAGGACGCGUUCGUGUUCAACGACAGCUGCAAGUCCUGCUUGCCAGGAUACGCACCUAACCGAGACAAGACCGACUGCGUGAAAUUGAAGGCUUUGGUAAUCGAGUGGCUGAGCCCGUGGGCCCUUGUGCCGCUCGUGUUCAGCUCCGUGGGCAUUCUGGGCACCCUUUUCACCACUUGCGUGUUUAUAAGGUACAACAAGACGCCGGUCAUCAUGGCCAGCGGUCGCGAGUUGUGCUACGUCCUUUUGAGCGGUAUCGUAGCUUGCUACUCGAUGUCCUUUAUUAUCCUUGCCAAACCAACUGUUGAAACUUGCGCGGUCCUGAGAGUCGGCCUUGGACUUUGUCUUAGCGUGUGCUACAGCGCGAUCUUCACCAAGACAAACAGGAUUUCCAGAAUUUUCAAUAGAGGAGUUAAAACCAUCAAAAGACCCGUUUACACUUCGCCGAUAUCUCAAGUUGCCAUCGCCCUUGGAAUAGUCUCCAUCCAGCUUAUUGGUGCGAUUGUCUGGCUGGCAAUAGAGCGACCCGAUAUCAGAGAAAUCUACCCGUACCCUCUGACUGCAGUUUUGACUUGUCGCGUAUCGACAUUCUCCCUUAUUAUGUCCCUCGUCUAUAACAUGAUCCUCAUUAUAUUGUGCACAUGGUACGCGUUCAAGACCAGAAAGAUCCCAGAAAACUUCAACGAAGCCAAGUACAUUGGCUUCACCAUGUACUCCACCUGCAUAGUCUGGCUCGCAUUUUUGCCCAUCUACUUUGGAACUAACAACGAUUACAAGAUUCAAAUCGUCAGUAUGUGUAUGUGCUUGAAUAUAAGCGCAACCGUAGCAUUGGGAUGCUUAUUUACCCCUAAAGUGUAUUUGGUAAUUUUCCAACCCUACAAGAACGUACGUCAAGGCAAUGGGACUCAGGGUGUGAAUAUGGAAAGGCCGACGUAUAGCAUGCGUUUUACGGUACCCAGAUCUCAGACUAUGCAAUCAAUGACAAGCAACUCAAAAUCGCCAAAAUCAGGUGCGAGGCACGCGAACGGUGACCCGGUGGUGAUGCCCAGUCCCAGCAUCGAGGAAAGCUCAUUAAGUUAAACAAAAACAUAAACAUAAACAUAAAUAGAUAGAGAAUAGGUGAGAUGAGAAAUGUACAUAGAGAAUUAUAGAGGGUGCGACAUAAUUUUGUAUGAAUAUUUUUACGUAGCUGUACAGGAGUAGUGUAGACAUACAGCCCGUUCAGAUUAAAACCGAAUAUAUCUAUAUAUAUAUAUAUAU